CUUCAACAUCAGAACGUGAUAUCUUAUUAAUGGAUGAUAACAGUUUAGUACAAGUAAAAAAAAUAAGAUUACUUCUUGAUGUGAUAACUCAAACAACUAUUGCAAUUGUGGAUUGGUUACAAGAACAACCUAUACCAAGAGUCCCACGAUAUGACACUGAGGAAAAUAAUGCAUUAAGAAAAAUAUUGUUAAAAAGAUUAUAUGGAGAAAAAGACAAGACUUGUUUUGACUUAUUACGAUUCACAAAACACAGUUUCACUAUGUUUUGUGAAUUGUUGCGUGAAAAGGGUUUACAAGAUAAUAGCAAUGUGACGGUUGAAGAAUCUGUAGCCAUGUUUUUACUUGUACUAGGACAUAGAGUAAAACUUCGGGUACUUGGAGGUAUCUAUAUUCGUUCAUUAGAGACAAUUAGUAGGCGCUUUCAUGAAGUACUACGCUUGGUUCUCAGUUUAAGUAAGGAUUUUAUAAGAUUACCUAAUCAAGUUGAGAAUGUUGAUGAGAAUGAUCAUAAAUGGAGAUGGUUCAAGGAUUGCCUUGGAGCUUUGGAUGGAACACAUGUUGAGAUGACUAUUCCACUUAAGGAUCAAGGUAGAUAUCGAAAUAGGAAACAACAGAUAACAACUAAUGUUUUGGGAGUAUGUGAUAGAAAGAGUUUGAAAUUUCUUUAUGUUCUUCCUGGAUGGGAAGGUUCAUCAUCAGAUUCAAAAGUUUUACGAAGUGCAUUAGUGAGAGAAAGGGAUCCAUUUCUUGUGCCGACUGGAAAUUAUUAUCUAGUUGAUGCUGGAUAUGCAAAUACUCCCGGAUUUUUAGCUCAUUAUCGUUCUACUCGUUAUCACCUAAAUGAAUGGUCAAGUCAUGGUAAUCGUCCUUCUAACUAUAAGGAAUUAUUUAACCUAUGA
Molecule: messenger RNA, 899 nt
Organism: Impatiens glandulifera
Lineage: Eukaryota; Viridiplantae; Streptophyta; Magnoliopsida; Ericales; Balsaminaceae
Exons: 4
Coding region: 30-899 (289 amino acids)
Source: RefSeq, a predicted model, not a curated record